Macadamia integrifolia is the source of this 1935-nucleotide messenger RNA. RefSeq names its product chaperone protein dnaJ GFA2, mitochondrial-like. Bases 226 to 1641 code for a protein of 471 amino acids. NCBI's taxonomy places the organism in Eukaryota, Viridiplantae, Streptophyta, Magnoliopsida, Proteales, Proteaceae. Gene Ontology annotation, molecular function: ATP binding; heat shock protein binding. The record is from RefSeq and is a predicted model, not a curated record. Gene Ontology annotation, cellular component: cytoplasm. The transcript is spliced from 18 exons. Gene Ontology annotation, biological process: response to heat; protein refolding.
CAGAGUUGGGAAAACGAGGGUUUCAAGAAAACUAAACCAUAGAGAGUUUCUCUAGACGUUUCGAAGUUCGAACAGUGCAAGGAAGGAAGAAAGCGGGUGUGGCGGGAGGAAACUGGGAGAAGCUGUGCUCGCCUCAAUUUCCUUCCAAUUAGGGUUUUACUUUCGAAAGGUUUUCGAAUUCCCUGAAUCAUUGUUCCCCGUUUGAACGUCGUUUCUUCCAAUCCAAUGGUGCGCUCUAAUGGUGCUAGAUUUGCUUACUGGUUUGCCCGACGUUCCUUCCGUUCGAAGCUUGUCGACGAUUCUUCAAUAACCUCAAACAAUUCUUUGUGCGGAGGGAGCUCUCGGGGAUUUGUUUCAGGAAUCUGCAAUUCAUCUCGUUUGUUGGGAUUUGGGAAUUCAGAAAAUGUUAAUCAGAGAAAUGGGGUUUGGGUUGGAAUUUUACGUGACAGUUCGGAUGCUAAGAGAUUGUUUCAUGGGACGGGGUCAACGAACAUGUCUGUCAGAGACUAUUAUGAUGUACUUGGAGUAAGCAAGAAUGCAAGUGCAUCAGAAAUAAAGAAAGCUUAUUAUGGGCUAGCAAAGAAGCUUCAUCCAGAUACAAAUAAAGAUGACGCUGAUGCAGAGAGGAAAUUCCAAGAAGUUCAGAAGGCCUAUGAGGCCUUAAAAGACGACGAAAAGCGGCAAAUUUAUGAUAAGAUUGGUCCUGAUAGAUACGAGCAAGGUGUUGCAGAGGGUGGCCCUGGUGGUCCAUUUGGAGGUGCUGGAUUUGGUAACCCAUUUGAGGAUAUCUUUGGUGGUGGCACAGGCGGAUUUAAUGAUUUCUUCAAGAAUCUCUAUAACCGUGAUUUUGGCGGUCAGGACGUCAAGGUUUCACUUGAAUUGUCAUUCAUGGAGGCCGUUCAGGGUUGCACCAAAAAUGUGACAUUUCGUGCUGAUGUACCAUGUGAUGCUUGUGGUGGUACUGGUGUUCCUCCUGGAACCAGGCCUGAAACAUGUAAGCCGUGUAGGGGCUCUGGAAUGGUACACAUGCAGAAGGGCCCAUUCAGGUUGCAGUCCACCUGUACACAUUGUGGUGGAACAGGGAAAAGUGUGACGAGCUUUUGCAAAUCCUGUAAAGGAAAUCGUGUUGUGAUGGGAUCAAAAUCAGUCAAGUUGGAUAUUAUUCCAGGAAUUGAUGAUAAUGAAACAAUAAAGAUGUAUAGAAGUGGUGGAGCAGAUCCUGAUGGCGAUCAGCCUGGUGAUCUUUAUGUUACGAUCAAAGUCCAAAAGGACCCCAUUUUUCGGAGAGAAGGCUCUGAUAUCCAUGUUGAUGCUGUUCUGACCGUCACGCAGGCUAUUCUUGGAGGAACCAUCCAAGUCCCAACUCUUACAGGAGAUGUUGUCCUUAAGGUCCGUCCAGCCACUCAACCCAAACAAACAGUUGUUCUGAAGAGAAAAGGGAUCAAAGGCAGGAGUUCUGUGUCGUUUGGAGAUCAAUAUGUGCACUUUAAUGUUAGCAUCCCAACGCGCCUGACACAAAGACAGCAUAAGCUAAUUGAAGAGUUUGCCAAGGAGCAAGGAGAAUAUGACAAGGGUGCUGCUUCUGCUGAUGCUGAUGCUGAUGCUGAUGCUGCCGCUGCUGCUGCUGGAGCAUCUGGCUAAGUACUGUGCCCCAACUGCAUGAUGUGGUGAACUCGUUCCGUGAAAUUUAGUUACCCACACUGGAAUUUUGUAGGAGAGAUUUAGGUUUUGUUUUCUUGAACCAUUAUUCCCCUUUCUCUUUAUAAUGGCUUCUUUGUACGAUAUGUAAUUCUUUUGGCUCUUAGAAUCACACUUAAGUUAUCAAGGCCACAUAUCAGUAGUUCCACAUUCUUCAGGAGAUGAUCAUUGUAUAUAAGAAAUACAUUUUAUUUUUUUUUUAUAGGGGAAAUGAAUGGAUUCCAGAGUACUUGCAUA